Molecule: messenger RNA, 1445 nt
Organism: Momordica charantia (bitter melon)
Lineage: Eukaryota; Viridiplantae; Streptophyta; Magnoliopsida; Cucurbitales; Cucurbitaceae
Product: Haloacid dehalogenase-like hydrolase (HAD) superfamily protein
Molecular function (GO): hydrolase activity
Source: RefSeq, a predicted model, not a curated record
AUUCGAGUGCUCGACGGAUUUUUUUAGCUAGGGGAAAAUAGUAGGAAGCCAGCACUAGCAGACGGCGAGAAUUGGAGCUUGCGUUCUGAAACCUUCAGCCAACUGCCAUGGAAAUAACUUCCUGCUCAACGCUAUAUUAUCGUCCUCUCAAAAGAACCCCGAAUUGCAACUGUUCCGACUCAUAUCUUAUACUCAAUCAGCCAAGAAGUAGGCUCCAUCCGUCUUCUCCGCAUCUCUCUGUAUUCUCGAGAAGCUGUAAUUUCAAUGGAAAGAGUUUACGACUCGGAAGAUUGCCUGCUUUCAGUAGCCCCAGCCGUUCCGACCUCGACUCGUCUCAAGAACUCGCGGUUCUUCUCGAAGUUGAAGGAGUCCUCGUGGAUGCAUAUCGCUCGACUAAUCGCCAAGCUUUCAAUGAGGCAUUUCGGAAGCUUGGACUUGACUGCGCAAAUUGGACUGAGCCUGUAUAUUCAGACCUUGUGAGGAAAAAUGCUUCUAAUGAGGAACGGAUGCUAAUUACGUAUUUUAACCGUAUUGGUUGGCCGACUUCACUGCCAACAAAUGAGAAGGAAUCAUUUAUUAAACGUGUUCUGCAAGAAAAGAAAAAUGCAUCAGAUGAAUUGAUGGUCUCACAAAGCUUACCUUUACGGCCAGGAGUUGAAGAUUUCAUUGACAAUGCAUAUAAUGAAGGAAUACCUGUGAUUAUUCUCACGGCCUACAGCAAGACUGGAGAAGAAAUUGCUAGAUCUAUCAUUAAUAAGCUUGGACCGGAGAGAAUAUCCAAAGUAAAGAUUGUUGGGAAUGAGGAGGCAAGACAGAGUUUAUAUAGUCAGGUUGUGCUUGGUCAAGCAAAGCAUUCAGGUCUGGAUGAGCAACUAGCUAAGGAAGCAAUGAAAGCAGCUUCUGCCGAGAAACAAAGGAUAGCUGAGAAGGUUGCAUCAGCGCUAAAGUUGAGUGUUGAGAUAAAUAUUACCUCAUCUGAAAGUUUGGAGAAGAUCACAUGUGCAUUGCGUGCUGGAGCAGAACUUGCAGGCAUACCUGUUUCAAAUUGCAUCCUUAUUGCAGGAACCCAGUAUGGGGUUGAUGGAGCUGUUCAAAUAGGCAUGCCAUGUAUUGUACUACGUAGUAGUUUGACAUCAAGAGCUGAGUUCCCUUCAGCAAAUGCUAUAAUGGAUGGCUUCGGAGUAGGUGGUUUGACCAUUACCAGAUUACGGCAAAAGACAUGGUCUUGAGAUAGCUGGCCUCGUGUUAUUUCUGUCUUUUCUAAGAUGAAGCCUUUGUAUUUAACACUGCUAUAUGACAGUUUUCAUGCUCAAAUGUAUGGCUUUAAAUCUUGAAACUUUUGAGAAAUAAUAGAGAAUAAUGUUUCCUUAGCGUACAUCAGAACUCAGAAGCAUGAGAAUAAUUACAUAUUUUAGGAGCAAAGCAACACUGUGUACUGGCCGGCC